Podospora pseudopauciseta is the source of this 1173-nucleotide messenger RNA. RefSeq lists its product as uncharacterized. The coding region runs from base 1 to 1173 and encodes 390 amino acids. NCBI's taxonomy places the organism in Eukaryota, Fungi, Ascomycota, Sordariomycetes, Sordariales, Podosporaceae. Gene Ontology annotation, cellular component: nucleus. The transcript has a single exon. The record is from RefSeq and is a predicted model, not a curated record.
AUGGGCUUGGUGGACUACUCAGACUCGGAUUCCGAUGCCGAACUUCCACAACCACAGGCACAGAAACCAGCGUCUGUCCCGGCAGCCAGCGCCGCAAACAAUAAGAAGCCAUUUCAGAAACUUGUCGGAGGCUCAGGCAAGAUCGUUGUCAACUUACCGACCACGAGCGCGGCAGGCAAGACAGCCGACAAUGACGAGCCACCCGCGAAACGCGCCAAAACGACGACCGGCGGAAGUCGAUUCGGCAAUUUUGGCUCUUUCUUACCACCACCGAAGAAGACAACUGCCAUCGCUGCAUCAUCCGAUUCCUCUGCGAGGCAGCCAGGCUCAGCGCCGGCACCAAGGGUGAACUUGAGGACAGGCACGGAACCAGCUUUUGUAAGAGGAGGAGACGACGGCUAUGGCGAUAGCUCAUCGACAUCAGGAAACGGUGGCCUCAACCUCCCAGCUCCCAAAAAGAGCUCUGGCCCAUCAAUACCCGAGGGUCAGAAACCAGAAUCGGAGGUCAAGCUGGUGGGGAAGCCGCUCAUGUUCAAGCCGCUUUCAGUUGCGAGGAAGAAGACUGGACUGAACGCCAAAAAGAAGACGACACCAACAGCGACAGUAGCGAAGACUGAGGUUCCAGCGCGAGUGUCGACACCGACAGAAGCAGUGAUCACAGACCCGCCAGUACCCCCGAGUCCGCAAAAGAAACAUGUCUCCCUGUUCUCUGUCGACGACGACGAAGAUGCUCCUCCACCUGUCCCCACGGCCACAACAACCACGGGCGCCUACGAGCCUUUCUUCACAGUCCCAGAACCCUCUCCUACCUUACAACACGCACAUGAUGUCACAGCGCCUUACCCUGUAGAAACAACCCAACCUUCAAACCCGGUACCGGACGCGUUUGCCGGCCUUUCCAAGGCAGCCCGCCGUGAGCUUUUUGGUCGCUCGGACCAAGUACCGACCAACAUGAUAAACUUCAACAUGGAAGCCGAAUACAACUCCAACGAAGCCCUCAGACAGUCGGGUGAGCAGCAGGUUUACAAUCCGAUCAGAUCGAUUGCUCCAGGCAAGCACAGCUUGAGACAGGUGGUCAACAUGGCCCAGAACAACCAGAGUGCCCUGGAGGAUAGCUUUGCCAAAGGCAAGCAGAACAAAAGUGACGCUGCAGGGAGAUAUGGAUGGAAGUGA